AUGGGGCUGUUUGAAUUCUGCCAACAAACUUUCUUCACUUUCGCUGAACAGACCUAUGAACAAAUCAAGAGAACCGCAAUGGGCUCACCGGUCUCUGGUUUGGAGGCAGAACUGGUCCUACAGGAGUUAGAAAAGAUUGCCUUCAUCCAGCAUGAGCCGGUAUUUUGGCGCCGUUACGUAGACACGUUUGUCAUCGUAAAGAAGCACAUACUACAACAUUUCCACGGCCUGCUCAAUGCAAUCUUCCCCGGCAUUAAAUUCACGAGGGAAGAAGAACAGGAACAGCAGCUGCCCUUCUUGGAUGUGCCUGUCAAACGAAACCCUAACGGUGAACUUGAAAUAACAGUUUAUAGGAAGGCAACGAACAUCACACAGCUCCUCAGUUUUCACAACAACCAUCCGAUGGCUCACAAACGAAGCUGUGAAGACGAUCUUUAA
Spirometra erinaceieuropaei is the source of this 438-nucleotide messenger RNA. The record is from the annotation of a GenBank genome assembly. Lineage: Eukaryota; Metazoa; Platyhelminthes; Cestoda; Diphyllobothriidea; Diphyllobothriidae.